AGACCGGUGGGGACGGGGCGGGGCGCAGCCUUGCGAAGCCCUAACGCAGCGCUGGGGAGGGGGGCGGCCGAAAGGGGGGCGGUGGUCGGGCCGCGCAAGCGGAGAUGGAAUGGGGCCCGGGCUCAGACUGGUCACGGGGGGAGGCUGCCGGCGUGGACCGCGGGAAGGCGGGGCUGGGGCUCGGCGGGAGGCCACCCCCGCAGCCGCCCCGGGAGGAGCGCGCCCAGCAGCUGCUGGACGCGGUGGAGCAGCGGCAGCGGCAGCUCCUGGACACCAUCGCAGCCUGCGAGGAGAUGUUACGGCAGCUGGGCCGCCGGCGCCCGGAGCCGGCUGGUGGCGGGAACGUCUCAGCCAAACCUGGAGCGCCCCCCCAGCCGGCUGUCUCCGCCAGAGGCGGCUUUCCGAAGGAUGCUGGCGAUGGAGCUGCGGAGCCCUGACCAUCCCCGAGCAGAAUACCCUGACUUCUCUCCCUCCCCAGGGCCGGUGGCUGGACUCUGAACAACUCCCUUCAGUAAAGGGGCCAGUCUUCACUGGCAGUGGCUGGUACUUGGCUCUCAGCCUGGAGUGGCAGCUCUGCUAGCAGCUGGGUUCACUCCCACUUCAUCCUGGCUGAAAGCAGUGCUGUGCUUUGAAAUGCAGCCAAUGAAUACCCAGUCUGAUUACCCAGAUUUGGGCAGACCAGCAGUGCUCGCCAGAGUGGUCUGGCCUGCUAUGGGGGAUCCAGGUGGUGUUACAUGUCCAUUUCAUGUUUUGGGGGCUUUUAGCCCCACAAAACACCUUCAGCAGAGCCUUGAUUAAAAGGAAACCUGCAGACUCUC
Pan troglodytes (chimpanzee) is the source of this 818-nucleotide messenger RNA. RefSeq names its product chromosome 1 C1orf122 homolog (gene C1H1orf122). The transcript is spliced from 3 exons. The coding region runs from base 105 to 437 and encodes 110 amino acids. NCBI's taxonomy places the organism in Eukaryota, Metazoa, Chordata, Mammalia, Primates, Hominidae. The record is from RefSeq and is a predicted model, not a curated record.